Messenger RNA from Otolemur garnettii (small-eared galago), 1550 nucleotides. RefSeq names its product major facilitator superfamily domain containing 3 (gene SLC33A2). Bases 209 to 1519 code for a protein of 436 amino acids. The transcript has 4 exons. NCBI's taxonomy places the organism in Eukaryota, Metazoa, Chordata, Mammalia, Primates, Galagidae. The record is from RefSeq and is a predicted model, not a curated record. Gene Ontology annotation, cellular component: membrane. Gene Ontology annotation, molecular function: acetyl-CoA transmembrane transporter activity.
GCCGGAUGUGGAACGGCUACUGCCUGGGGGGCAAAUCGUUCGUCUCCUGCUUUGGACCCGGCUUCUGUUCUUGGGUGUCUACACCCAAGCUCAGUCCCACCCAGCUCUGUCCCUAAGCCAUGCCGGAGUGUGACUUCUGACCUCAUGCUGUUGGGACCUUACCCCAUCCGACGCCGCCCGGAGCAGAUCUCGGGGCCUCGGAGCCGGCAUGCGCGGGAAGCUGCUGCCUCUGGCCAGCCUGUACCUGGUGCAGGGCCUGCCCUAUGGGCUCCAGUCCGGACUGCUGCCCACGCUCCUGCGGGCACGCGGGCUCUCCCUGACGCGGGUGGGACUGGCCAAGGCGCUGUAUGCCCCAUGGCUGUUCAAGCUGGCGUGGGCCCCACUCGUGGGAGCGCGGGGUUCCGCGCGGGCCUGGCUGGCGCGCAGCACGGCAGCCCUAGGUCUGGUGUGCGGGCUAUUGGCCGCACUUCCUCCUUCUGAAAGCGGCCAGGCCGGGUUGCCCGCCGCUGCGGUGGGGCUGCUGUUAUUGCUUAACCUCGGUGCGGCUGUGCAGGACGUGGCUCUGGACACGCUGGCCAUGCAGCUGCUAGAACCCGCCGAGCUGGGACCUGGCAGCACCGCACAGGUCGUGGCUUAUAAGCUGGGGGCAGCACUGGCAGGGGGAGGGCUGCUGGCUCUUCUGCCCACCCUCUCGUGGCCAGGGCUUUUUCUGCUCCUAGCUACCGCCUACUGGCUGGCUGCGGCCUUGGCCUGGACUGCACCGGCCCUGGGCCAGCUCCCGGGGCCUGGGCCCUCAGAGCAUCCCUGUUACACCCUGCGUCUUCUGCAGGAUAUGGUUACCGUACCAGGGACUCUGUGGACAGCAAGCUUCGUGCUCACCUACAAGCUAGGUGAGCAGGGUGCCAACAGCCUGUUUCCUCUCCUCCUACUGGACCAUGGUGCUUCUGCUGCAGAGCUGGGGCUGUGGAAUGGCCUGGGUGCUGUGGCCUGCUCCAUUGCUGGCUCCUUCCUAGCUGGUGUCUUGCUGGCCAGGCACUGGAAGCCAUUACCCUUGCUGGGAUCAGUGCUGCAGCUCCGCCUUGGGGGCCUGGCCUGUCAGACUGCCCUACUCUUCCACCUGGACACCCUAGGGGCCAGCCUGCACCCUAGUACUGCUUUGAAAGGUGAGGGGCUAUCCUUAGGAUUGAGGGCAGGCCCCCUGGGCUGUGUGGUGCUGCUACCCUCUGUCCUUCCAGGAGCAGCCUUGCUGAGCCUGUGCCUGCAGCACUUCCUGGGGGGCCUGGUCACCACGACCACUUUCACCGUGAUGAUGCGCUGCAGCCAGCUGGCACCCAGUGCCCUGCAGGCCACACACUACAGUCUCCUGGCCACACUGGAGCUGCUGGGGAAGCUGCUGUUGGGCACCGUGGCUGGAGCCCUGGUUGACACCCUGGGGCUACAUCCUUGCUUUUUCUUCCUCCUCAUUCUCUCAACCCUGCCUAUCCUAGGCCUGGGCCUGGCACCCAGCACCCUGGCCUGAGGGUGGUCAAUAAAGCCAAGUGUCUCUAUGG